This is a messenger RNA of Dendronephthya gigantea, 2423 nucleotides long. RefSeq names its product peptidyl-prolyl cis-trans isomerase FKBP3-like. Gene Ontology annotation, molecular function: peptidyl-prolyl cis-trans isomerase activity. Bases 1345 to 2052 code for a protein of 235 amino acids. The record is from RefSeq and is a predicted model, not a curated record. The transcript has 6 exons. NCBI's taxonomy places the organism in Eukaryota, Metazoa, Cnidaria, Anthozoa, Malacalcyonacea, Nephtheidae.
AGAGUUUGAUGUUUAGACUCCAGCACUCUUCUGUUUUCCUUGUUGGUAUUAAUUUUUCGGAUUGCAGUUUCCACUCUCAAAACCCGGUUAAUCUCAAACAUGAAGGAAAUAAACGUAAUCUAAUCAUUUUGACUAACUUGAUGAAGCUUGUAUAAGUAGGAUUACAUUGCAUGAUAGAUAACUGGACUGUUUAACUCAUUGAAUUAUAACCCUCUUGCCCAAAACCUUACCUUAAAGAAACCCUUUGCAUUUUGACACACUUACUAUGUUUAUUAAUUCUUUGCGCGUUCCACCGUCGAGAUGCUGUAGAAGAGGAAGAACCUUGAAAUGGAUGAAAGAGGAAUGAUUAUUGUUUACCAAAGGUAAUUGUGAAAGGUGAGGAACAUUAAUGAUUGUGGUAAAACAGAUAUUAAGUAACUGUUGCAUGCUGAGUAAGUUGACAUUGUGUAAGGCAUUGAAUAAGUUGCAUGUUGAGCCCGAUUACGUUUAUUUCCUGCUCCAUUUUCGGUCAACCGUAAUCCAGAAAGUAUAAAAAGAUAAGACUGAACGUUGCAUGAGGUGCAUGUCUUCAUAGAUGAGUGCUGUUGUCUUCAUCGGUUUGAGAUGAAAAAAGCAUGCAAGUCGUGAAUUUCCAUCCACUAUGCCAGUUUCGUUGAAUAACUGAAAAUAAUUUUUGUUGCCAUUGUCGGACAAAAAGCGCAGUUUGAUUUCUAAGGGCCGGGUGUUUUGCAACGCACGACGAUAUGCGCGCUGCGCACGUUAGACCACCAGAAGGAUCGAAUUAAUGAAGCUCAAGAAUUACAUGCUAAUUCCUGGGACUCGGUGCCAACUAUAGAUAAAAACUGAACUGUCAUUGCGGACGAUUUCUAAUAAAAAUACCAAAUUCGGACCACCGGUCAGGUAACCUGAAAAUCAGGUUGCCUUUGGAGGGUUUUUCUCCGGGCACUCCGGUUUCCCUCCUUUUCGUUUGGCUUUAAAAACAGUGUCCAUGUCUGGGGCCAAACCAAACGUGUUCGUAGAUAGUGGUAAAAACGCGUGCGUGGCUUCUGGGUUCGAUUCCCAGAACACAGGCGUAGAAUAAUUUUAAAAACAUGGUUGUGGAAUCAUUACGUAAUUAGCUACAUCUGUUCGGACAUUUCUAGUUAUGAGAUUUAGCAUGCAUGAGUUAACAUUGGUUUACCUAAUUAUAUUUUCUGUGAUAGUCAAUCAUAUCUUCUUUAAAUUUUUUAAUGUUGCAAUGUUUUAACGUUGAUUCAUUUGGCGUUUUUUGGGCGUCAAAUAUUUGCAUAUCUACUAACUCUGGUGGAAAAUCCACUCAAAAAAAAAGAAGCGCGUUGUUUCAAUAUGGAAACAUCGCAGCGACACGUGGGUUUUAAUUCCAAUAUGGCGGACGAACCAGAGCGAAAGUAUUCUCAAGAGCAGUUAGAAAGCGACGAGGUUUCCAAGAAAGAUAUACUUUCCUUUCUUCAGGAGCAUGCGUCGAAAGCGUUCCUAAAGGCGAAUAAACUAAAUGGAAAGCUUAAUAAUGUUGCAAAGUCUUUCAAGAAAGACCAAGCUAUUAGCGCAUACAACAAGAUGUUUGAAACAAAGGCAUUCAAAAGUGAUGCAGAUGAUGAAGAAGAAGCUGUGCAAGAGGUAACAAAGAAGGUGGCUGCUGCCAAAGUGAGUGAGAAAGAAGCAGCUCAUGUCGAGAGACCAAAAUAUACGAAGAAGAUUCUGAAAAAAGCAAGUAAACCAGAUCAGAUACCUAAGAAAGGUGAUCUUGUCAGCUGCUUUUACACUGGGAAACUUCAAGAUGGGACUGUUUUUGACACAAAUAUUGGGAAAGGAUCCAAGAAGAGAGGUGGAAGUUAUGUUCCUUUGAAAUUCAAAGUUGGGACAGGUCAGGUUAUUCGUGGUUGGGACGAGGCUUUGAUGACAAUGGGAUUGGAUGAGAAAGCUGAACUUACAAUUCAACCUGAAUGGGCUUAUGGACGAAAGGGCCUUCCAGAUCACAAAAUUCCCCAGAAUGCAACUCUCAUUUUCGAAGUUGAGUUGGCUGGAAUAGAAUGAUUAAAAAUCAGGACUUGGUUGAUAAUGGAUUUCGUUUCUGGAAGCUAUGGUAUUAUAUCGAAAUUGCUCUUCUGUUGUGUUGUGUUUGGCUCAUCUAACACUCUGUAGAUAGGCAAAUACAUUGUUUUGUGGAAAACAUUAACUAUGCAAGCAGGAAUGGACAUCCAGUGGUUGGGAAUAGAUGAAACUUAGGUAAAUUAUUUUUGCAAAUUGUGUGGCAGUAUUGUGUAUGCCUUGAUGUGUACGUAGAUAAGUAAGUUCUCCUGAUCUUCUAUAAAGUUUAUUUUUGUUUUGAAAUUUUACCUUUUUUGACUGUAUUUGAUGAAUUCUGUUCUGUACCAAACGAAAAUUAAUGCGAAGAUAUUGUAUGC